GUAAAUUACCGGUAAAAAACGCGUCAAUGACCAAGCCUGUUUUACCAUACCGGUCAGAAAAAUGCUGAUCUCUGAUUGGUUAAUACAUGUCCAAUCACAGUUUAGAAUUCCCAACGGCAUACAACUGUUUAUUUGUUCUAUCAGAUAAGGAUUUUCAUUGAGAACUUGGUGCAAUGGGGGAGAACAAAUCAAUAUAUAAACAUUUCUCUGCAUUACCUCUGCAACCUAACCAAAAAUUAAAAUCGUAUUCAUGUAACUAUUGCAAGAAAAAGUAUGCAGAAAACAUUACUCGCAUGCGAAAACAUCUUUAUCAAGAGUGUAGAAGUUGUCCUCAAGACUUACGGAAACUUUUAAAACCAUGUAAACCUCGUAAACGAAAUAAUUCUCAUCUAAACAGCACAGACGACUCAUUUACUAUUGAAGAUUUGAAUGAAGCAGACAAUAGAGCAAGUACUUCAAUGAUUUCAAAUGAAAAUUUACCAAAUAAUAUAAGUGUUUGUAGCAAUAACUAUAAAAAAAAUACAAUCGAUAGUUUUUGUGAUAAAAUGUCAAAAAAAGAUGAAGAUUCUCUACAAGAACUACUUGCAGAAGCGAUUUAUGCAUCUGGUACACCAUUAUGUAUAACAGAAAAUCCAUAUUGGCUAAAAUUUUUUAACGCAUUACGGCCUUCAUUUAAUUUGCCAUCAAGAAAUCAAAUAUCAAAUAAUCUUUUAGAUUCAGUAUUCGUUAGAACACAAAAUAUGGUUAAUGAAAAAAUUGAAUCUGCUACUACUGUUGGAGUGCAAUGUGACGCAUGGUCUAAUAUUCGCAAAGAAGGAAUCAUCAAUUUUAUUGUAACAACCCCAGCGCCAGUUUUUUUCAAAACAUUUCCAACUGGAACCGAAUCACAAACUGCCUUAUAUAUUUCUGAAAAAAUAGGAAGUGUUAUUGAUGCUUUGGGAAUUAAAAAAGUUAUCGGAAUUUGUACAGAUAAUUGUGCUGCAAUGAAAAGUGCUUGGACUUUGAUAGAUCAAAAGUAUAAUGUCGACAAAUUGUAUUGUUAUGGUUGUGCUGCUCACAUUCUUAACCUACUCAUGAAAGAUAUUGGUAGUCAAGCAACUGUUGAAACUUUGGUGACAAGUGCAACAGCUAUUGUAAAAGGAAUAAAAGAAGUACAAAUAAUGUCAGCGAUUUUCAAAGAAAUUCAAUCUCAAGAUGAACGUAGAGUAUUUAUUACCUUAAAAUUACCAGCUAAGACAAGAUUUGGAUCUACUAUAAUUAUGAUUGACAGUCUUUGUGUUAAUAAGCAUAAUCUUCAGGCUUUAGCAAUUUCUUCAAAGGCUAUUACAUUAUGGAAACCUGCUUCUCGUGCUCUUGUACUAAAUGAAGAAUUUUGGAAUAAUCUUCAACAAAUUCUUCAAUUGAUGAAACCGAUUGUAAAGUGGAUAAAUAUUUUAGAGGGUGAUAACCCUUUAAUAAAUAAAGUACCUGAAUGUUUUUAUGAUUUAUAUAAUCAUUUUAAUAAUGCAUUUAAUAAUAUUGGAAAUAUUUUUUCGGAAGAAGAAAAGCUGAGCAUAUAUACUUGUUUAGAAAAUCGUAAAACUAUGGCUCUACGGCCCAUACAUUAUGCAGCUAACUUACUUGAUCCUCAAUUAAGAGGAAAAAAUUUAAAUAGGUCAGAAAUGGUUGAAGCUCAUCAAUUAAUUAUAAAUCUUGGUGAUAAAUUAAAUCUAAAUAGUGAUAAGGUAUUAAAAGAUUUAACAGAUUAUGUGUUAGAAUCAAGUAUGUGGAGUUACGACUACGUUAAGCGAGCAAGUAUAAUCACUUCAGCAUGUCAAUGGUGGCAAAGUAUUUGCCAAAAAUCUUCGUUGAGCAAAAUAGCUGUGGCUAUAUUGACUUUACCUGCAACAUCAGCUGCAACCGAGCGUUCCUUUAGUACACAAGGAUGGAUUCAUUCAUCUAAAAGAAAUAAGUUAAGUAUCGAUAGAGCUGGAAAAAUAACAUACAUUGCAAGAAAUUUAAAAUUACUUAAUCCUUCACCAAAAAAUACAGAAGAAGAAUGGGAAGAAGAUGAGGAAAGUAAUAAAGGAGAGGAUGAAAUAAGUGAAAUUUGUGCUGAGCAUGAAGAAGUUGAAUUUUUAGAAGAAGAAUUUACUCAAGACUAAUUAGUGAUGUUGAUGGAAUUGAAUCAGUAUUAGACUUGUUAUUUCCUAAUGAAAUAUGUCAAUUAUUA
This is a messenger RNA of Chelonus insularis, 2212 nucleotides long. RefSeq lists its product as uncharacterized. NCBI's taxonomy places the organism in Eukaryota, Metazoa, Arthropoda, Insecta, Hymenoptera, Braconidae. The coding region runs from base 174 to 2144 and encodes 656 amino acids. The transcript is spliced from 2 exons. The record is from RefSeq and is a predicted model, not a curated record. Gene Ontology annotation, molecular function: DNA binding; protein dimerization activity.